Mesorhabditis spiculigera is the source of this 228-nucleotide messenger RNA. The record is from the annotation of a GenBank genome assembly. Lineage: Eukaryota; Metazoa; Nematoda; Chromadorea; Rhabditida; Rhabditidae.
AUGCUCGCAUCAAGCUGUUCGAGCACCCGUUCGCCCACCAAGUCAUCAACACGAAAAUCGAGAUGUUCUGCUCGUACUGUAUGCGAGCGGCGCCUGGAGAUGGGAAACUCCUCAAAUGCUCAGCGUGCAAUCAUACCAGGUACUGUAACAAGGAAUGCCAAAGACUGGCCUGGAAAUUACAUCGUAACGAGUGUCGCCGACUCCAAAAGGUGUUCCCGAACCUUCCCC